Medicago truncatula (barrel medic) is the source of this 1175-nucleotide messenger RNA. Its product is annotated as syntaxin-71. Gene Ontology annotation, cellular component: endomembrane system; SNARE complex. Gene Ontology annotation, molecular function: SNARE binding; SNAP receptor activity. The record is from RefSeq and is a predicted model, not a curated record. The transcript has 9 exons. Bases 166 to 960 code for a protein of 264 amino acids. Lineage: Eukaryota; Viridiplantae; Streptophyta; Magnoliopsida; Fabales; Fabaceae. Gene Ontology annotation, biological process: vesicle fusion; intracellular protein transport.
CGUUGAGAGAUGGUUGGUAUUGUUACCGUCGACAGUUGUUCCUUCGAUGAGGCUGGACGAUGUUUCUAUGUUGAUAGUAACAACAAUGACGACGUUAUCAACCUCUACGCACUCAUCUCUUACUGUUAGAGGAUCGCAUUUCGAUCCCAAAGUAACAACAACAGCAUGAGCGUUAUCGAAAUUCUAACCCGAGUCGAUACCAUUUGUAAAAAAUACGACAGAUACGACGUCGUUAAACAUAACGAUGCCAAUGUCUCCGCCGACGACGCAUUCGCCAAACUCUACGCCAUUUUCGACGCCAACAUCGAGGCCGCGCUACAGAAAGCAGAAACUGCUUCAAAGGAGAAAAAUAGGGCUUCAACUGUAGCGAUUAAUGCUGAAAUUCGUCGUACUAAGGCUAGGUUACUGGAAGAGAUUCCCAAGUUGCAGAGGUUGGCUGUAAAAAAGGUAAAGGGGCUUUCGUUGCAAGAAUUUUCCACUCGUAAUGAUUUGGUUCUUUCAUUGCCGGAGAGAAUCCAAGCAAUCCCAGAUGGCACUCCUGCUGCACCCAAACAAACUGGAGGUUGGGGAGCUUCUGCCACACGUCCUGAAAUUAAAUUUGAUUCAGAUGGCCGACUGGAUGAUGGAUACUUUGAACCAACCAAAGAAUCAAGUCAGUUUAGGCAGGAGUAUGAAAUGCGUAAAAUGAAACAGGAUGAAGGUUUGGAUGUGAUUGCAGAAGGAUUGGAUACUUUGAAAAACAUGGCACACGAUAUGAACGAGGAAUUUGAUAGGCAAGUUCCACUGAUGGAUGAGAUUGAUACUAAGGUAGACAAGGCAUCUUCUGACCUUAAGAAUACCAACGUUAGACUUAAAGACACAGUUACCCAGCUUCGAUCCAGUCGAAACUUUUGUAUUGAUAUUGUUUUGUUGAUUAUAAUUUUGGGAAUCGCUGCCUAUUUGUACAAUGUGCUAAAAUGAUACGACAUACAAGACUAUUGUAUUUAUUCUAUUGGUAUACGUGUGUUUCUUGUAUUUUGUUGAGAAUAUUCUGUCAUAUAUUUUUUAAAAUAUAUUGGUGUGAAUUUUUCCUUCCACUUGAGAGAUUCCAUCUGUCCUUUAUGAACAGACUAUAUAUGCCCUUAUGUUACGUGUCAUAUUAUCAUAUAGUUGCGGGUAUUCUUUUCUGGGAUUUA